Messenger RNA from Caenorhabditis remanei, 1335 nucleotides. RefSeq lists its product as uncharacterized. Gene Ontology annotation, biological process: innate immune response. The coding region runs from base 1 to 1335 and encodes 444 amino acids. The record is from RefSeq and is a predicted model, not a curated record. The transcript has 8 exons. Gene Ontology annotation, cellular component: membrane raft. Lineage: Eukaryota; Metazoa; Nematoda; Chromadorea; Rhabditida; Rhabditidae.
AUGGUUCUAACUAGCUUAAAUAAAAAAAAUACAAAUCCAUCACCGCCAAUCGUCGUUAGAUUAUUUGAGGAUGGAUGGCAGUUUGUUAUAAAAUCAGAGUUGUUGAAAGCAAUCGAUCCGAAUUCGAAUUAUAUGGAAAGAGUUGAUUAUGGAUAUGAGACUAUUCAGAUGAAGGAGGUGUUUGAGAAAUAUAAGGAUCAUAUUGAUCGAAUUGAGUUCAUUUGCACGCCAAUCCGUCGUACGAAACACAAGGCAGUGCCGAUUCGAUUGGUGGAGAAUGAAGAGUUCUGUGUGCUCGCCGUGGAUGCUUUGUUCGAAUUACUCAGAGAAAUCAUUUUCGGAAUCAAGUUGUUCCAAUACGUUGAGGAAUGGCCGCUAUCGUUGUUUCGGCAAAUUCUUUCGGUUUUCGAUUCAAAUUUAAACAAUCAAUAUUUCAUCAAUCUUCGUGUUUUCAAUGAUCUCAAAAAAUCAAUAAACGCCGCCUAUUCAUCCCCGCCAUCUCCACCACCUAAAGAUGUUCGAAAUGCGAAAAAAGAUGGAUUCACUGUGCAAAAUCUCAAGAAUGAGUUGAAACAUUUGGGACUCGAAAAACAUUUUCCUGAAAUUUCGGAUCACGCAGAAAUCGCCUAUACACACGUGAUGGAGGUGAAAAUAGGACGAUAUCUGAGGACUUGUGAUCUGUAUGAUGCUGUGGAGAUUUGUCAGUUACGAUGUAUUUUUAAUCGAGUUCCAGAGCUGAGAAUCUUCCUCUACCACCAAAAAGGGGAUGUCACGGUUUCCUCGUGGCUGACGGACAUACCGAUUCCUGAGAGAAUUAAGCCGGUUUUGACACCGAAAACCGAGGAAAUGGAAACAAAAAUGCUGAAAGAUAGCGAACAAAUCGAUACCGAUCAGGAACAAAAAAUCAAAAUUGGCGAUAAUAUCGAUAGAAUCACUAGUGACGUGAAUAAAGAAUCUGAAUCGAAAGUAGAGAGCCUGAGACCAAAAUUGAUGAAAAAAGAGGAGGAAAUUGUGAAUUUCAAACGCGACGCUCUGAUUCAUGAGAAAACAGUGAAGGGAUUCAAGGAGUUGGAGGAGAGAAUUGUGGAUUUGGAAGCUCGAGAAAAAGAGUUGAUUGAGGAGAGACAGAGAGACGCUUUGGCUCAUGAGAAAACUGAACAGGCAUGGAAGAUAGACAUUGUGAGACAUGCAGAUAGAGAAAAGGAGUUGAUUGAAGAGAGAACGAGAAAUGAAUCGGUUCAUUCGAAAACUGUCCUCGAAAAUGAGCGUUUGAUGCGAGAGAAUGCUUCAUUCAGAAGCCAAUUGAAGCAUUCCAAUGAUAGAACCAAAUCGUAA